Messenger RNA from Centropristis striata (black sea bass), 1656 nucleotides. Its product is annotated as fibrous sheath CABYR-binding protein. The record is from RefSeq and is a predicted model, not a curated record. The transcript has 12 exons. Bases 398 to 1468 code for a protein of 356 amino acids. NCBI's taxonomy places the organism in Eukaryota, Metazoa, Chordata, Actinopteri, Perciformes, Serranidae.
UAUAAGACGAGUAUCAAUCCAAAAUGUUGGUGCCAGUCAUAGCAUCGGAAUGGUUCUAGUGAAACUGAUUGGUAAGGGAAUAAUGCCUCCAGCACAGAACAUACACAGCCCUUCUGGGAGAAGAGACACGCCCACCUUAAUAAAGACUGGACCCACUCUCUUCCAAUCCAGACAAAAGGAGAGGACGACAGAUCCGCGGCGGCGCGCACUGACUCGAGCAUCUAAGCACCUUGGAGACGCCACCGGUUAGAUCCGACGCGCAAGAACGCACCGGCACACCGACUCACACGCCCUCCGCGUCCACCUGAAGCCUCCGCGCCGGUUAAUUGUCCCAUUUGAGGGCGAAGCAAAGGGAGUCUGAGCCCCGGUUCAAUCGCAGCCAGAACACCGUGUUCCCAUGAUGUCAUACCUGUGGAUUCUGCUGUUAGGAAGCCUGCUGGCUGCAAGCGCCAAGGCACAAGAAGAAGUAGCCCCGACAGAGGCGCCAGCGGCCCCUGAGACCGAGGCCCCCGAAGCAGCCGCCGCGCCAGAGGACAACGCAGCCCCCGCCUCCGAGGAGGAACACACAGCUGAGGAAGAACAUCCCACGGCGAGUGAUCCUGAGCCUGCUGGUGACGAAAAAGCUGCAGAGAGUGCAGAAGCAACUCCGGCGCCUGAAGCUCCAGAAGCAGUGACUCCUGCAGCUGCCGAAGAAGAAGCAGCAGCAACUCCUGCGGCUGCCGACGAAGAAACAGCAGCUCCUGCACACGACGAGGCAGAGCCAACAGCUCCUGCACAGGAAGAUGCAGAAGAAGCAACUCCUGCAGCCGAAGAUGCAGCAGCUGCGACUCCUGCUGCAGCAGUAGACGUGGAGGAGGAGGCAGCAGCUGCAACAGAAGCACCUGCAGCCGAGCCAGAGGCUCCAAAGGCUGAGGAGCCAACAGAAAAAGUAGAAGAGGCACCCACUGCUGCACCAGCUGCUCCAGAGGAGGCUGGACCUGAGGCCACUACAGCAGGGGCUCCAGUAGCAGAUGUAGCAGAUAAUGAGGAAAAACCAACCGAUCCAGCUGCUGAUGCUCCACCAACAGAAGCAGCUAACCCUCAUAUAGUACCUGUCCCUGAAAUUAAAGCAGAAGCUGCUCCUGAAGUAAAAGCAGAGUUUGACCUGUCAGAUGCUCUGGGACCAGAGAAACCAGCCAACCCAGGACAGAGCCGUGGCACUUUUGAUUCUGGACCAAAAGCUGCUGGCGCUACAGGAGAUGCAGACCAACCUGAAACCAAAGAGGCAGCCUCCAGCCCCGUAGCAGGCAUCCUGAUUGCAAUCGGUGUGGCUGUCGUGGGAGCAAUCGUCGGAUACUUCGUCUAUCAGAAGAAGAAAUUGUGCUUCAGUAAUAGACAGGAAGCAGAUCCAGAAGCUGCACGCAAAGCUGAUACAGCAGAGGCUCAGUCAGAUCCCCAGGUCCUUAGCAACCUGCUGAACUCGUCCUAGACCAGCAACCAUCACAUGACUGCCUGGACCAACUACUGGCAAGAAAAGUGGCAAUCUCACUGUUAGGCUCUAUUUUCUGUAGAGCUGAAUUACUGUGAGGCCCCAGAGUAGGGCUGUGUGUGUGUGUGUGUGUGUGUGUGUGUGUGUGUGUAACUGUCUGUUUGAUAGUGUGUGUAUGUUGGUCUGUG